AUGAUGGGUGCCAACUCCACUGAAUGGCACGGCCAGUCAGUCGAGCAAGUGACUGAGCUGCUGGGAACUGACGUCGAGAGGGGGCUGAAAGAGUCUGUCGUCGGCCAGUUGCAGAAGCAAUUCGGUCCCAAUGAGCUCAAGGGCCAGAGGGGAGUGAAUCCAUGGAAGGUGCUGCUGGCCCAAUUCACUAAUGGUCUGACUGUCAUCUUGCUGAUUGCGACCGUCGUGUCCUUCGCUGUACAGGACCAUGCAGAGGGGGGAGUGCUGGCCUUUGUCAUCAUCUUUAAUGCCUCAGUGGGCUUCGUCCAGGAGUAUCGUGCAGAGAAGACGAUGGAUGCUUUGAGGAGGAUGGCCUCGCCCACUGCCAAAGUCAUCCGAGAUGGUGGCCUAGACAGAAUCUCGAGUCCGGGAGUGGUUCCCGGAGACAUCAUCGUUUUCGAGGUCGGAGAUGUCGUCCCAGCCGACUGCAGGCUCAUCGAGGUGCUGAAUUUGGAGGUGGACGAGGCUAUGCUGACCGGAGAAUCGCUGCCUGUGGCCAAAACCGUGGAAGCCAUCAAGGGAGAGAAUGCCACCGUCGGGGACAGGCUGAACAUGGUGUACUCCAGCACCAUUUUGACCAAGGGCAGGGGCAAAGGAAUUGCAGUUGCCACGGGGAUGAGCACGGAGAUCGGCAAAAUCACUAAGUCCAUCAGCGAGACCGGUCAGAGCUCCACCCCCAUGCAAAAGAGGCUCAACAGAAUGGCGUACAUCCUGUUCGGGAUCUCUCUAGUGCUGGCUGUCAUCGUGUUCGCCGUGAACAAAUUUGAGUUUAACACAGACAUCAUAAUCUACGCCGUGUCCCUAGGCAUCGCCGUCAUUCCCGAAGGUUUGAUCGCCGUUAUCACCAUCGUCAUGGCGCUGGGAGUGAGGCGCAUGGCUAGCCAGCAGGCGCUGGUCCGGAAGCUGGUGGCUCUGGAAUCCUUGCAAGCAGUCACCAACAUUUGCUCCGACAAGACUGGUACUCUGACCCAGGGCAAGAUGACGGUCACCACGCUGUGGCUGCCUGGGAUGGAGGAUCAGUACAGCAUCUCCGGCAAUGGCUGGGAAACCAGCGGAGAGAUCUCUGUCCGAGAGCAGGCGAUCAAUGCUCAGGAGUGUCUGAGCGACCUCAGGUUCAGGCUGCUCGUGGAGUGCAGCGCCUUGUGCAAUACUGCCAACAUCGUCGAGGCCAGCGAGGGAAAGGUGUGGGGAGACCCGACUGAGAUUGCACUUCAAGUCAUGGCCUACAAAUUGCAGAUGGGCAAGCCGAGUUUCCGCAGCCGGAAGGAGCCCAUCACCGAGUACCCAUUCAGCUCAGCGGAGAAGCGGAUGAGCAUGCUGUACCGCGACGUCGAAAGGGAUGCCUUCGAGAUCUACACCAAGGGAGCUGAAAAUGUUUUGGCAAUUUGCGACCGGCUGCUCGAGAAGGGUGAGGAGGUGGAGAUCUCUUCCAGGGAUGAGUUCAUGCAGAGCGUGAGUGCUCAAAUUCAGAUUAUGGCGAAACAAGGUCUGCGAGUCCUGGUCGUGGCCUAUCGCACUGUAAGCGAGAAGGAGAUGGCCAAGUCUGUUUCGAAGUGGGAGCGGGUGGACGUGGAGAGGAAUAUGACGUUUCUGGGCUUGGUGGGAAUUCGAGAUACUCCUCGUCCUGAAUCGAGAAUUGCUGUAGAUCAGUGUUAUGAAGCCGGGAUCAUCGUGCACAUGCUCACUGGCGAUCAUCACGAUACUGCCCUGGCUAUCGCCAGAGAGGUUGGCAUCAUUCGCCCCGCCCCGAAUUCUGCUGACGAGAGUGUGGUGCCCAUGUCCAAUCCGGUGAUGACUGCAGCUGAGUUUGACGCCCUCUCGGAAGAGCAGAUUGACGACCUGAACGAGCUGCCUCUGGUGAUCGCAAGGUGCACCCCAGCGACCAAAGUGAGGAUGAUCGAGGCUCUGCAUAGGCGGAAGAAGUUUGCAGCUAUGACCGGAGAUGGAGUGAACGAUGCCCCGAGUUUGAAGAAGGCAGAUGUUGGUAUCGCUAUGGGAGCAGGCAGCGAUGUUGCCAAGCAGAGCAGUGAGAUCGUUUUGACCGACAACAACUUCGCCACCAUUGUCAUGGCUGUGUCCGAAGGGAGGAGGAUCUUCUCCAACAUUAGGAAGUUCAUCCUUCAUCUUGUUAGUACAAACGUAGGAGAGGUGAUUGUUCUGAUCAUCGGCUUGGCCUUCAAAGAUCGGAAUGGCGUAUCUGUCUUUCCCCUUGCUCCUGUUCAGAUUCUCUUCAUGAACAUGGUGACCAGCACACCUCCUGCCAUGGCACUGGGCGUUGAAGCUGCUUCCAAAGAUACGAUGAAGGUUCCUCCUCAUACCAAAGGGCUCUUCGGCAAGGAGGUCCUCGCUGACAUGAUGGUUUACGGGAUUAUCAUGGGAUCGCUCAUUCUCGUCGACUGGGUGCUCGUGAUCUACGCAUUUGGCGACAGUCAGCUGGGACUUGAGUGCAACUCCGACAGAAUGCUCAAUGAAUGUAACACUGUUUUUCGCGCCCGUUCCACAAUCAUGGUGGCACUCAUCUGGAUGCUUCUACUGCACGCGUACAACUGCCGCCACCCUCGAGCAAGUCUCUUCACCGCCGAGGGAGGUGGUGCUUCGAAGUUGUUCAGCAACAGAUUGUUGGUGUGGAGUGUGCUCCUUGGAUCAUUGAUGCCUAUUCCCACUGUGUACAUACCGACCCUCAACACCAAAAUUUUCAAGCAGGAGACCAUCAGCUGGGAAUGGUCAAUUGUAGUUGUCAGCGUUGUCGCAUUCUUUUUCCUGUCGGAGUUGUACAAAUUAAUCAAGAGAAAUGUGAUGACAAGUCGUGUGAUAUAG
Molecule: messenger RNA, 2856 nt
Organism: Marchantia polymorpha subsp. ruderalis
Lineage: Eukaryota; Viridiplantae; Streptophyta; Marchantiopsida; Marchantiales; Marchantiaceae
Source: the annotation of a GenBank genome assembly